Messenger RNA from Myxocyprinus asiaticus (Chinese sucker), 1930 nucleotides. RefSeq names its product proline-rich nuclear receptor coactivator 2-like. Bases 242 to 805 code for a protein of 187 amino acids. Gene Ontology annotation, biological process: nuclear-transcribed mRNA catabolic process, nonsense-mediated decay. Gene Ontology annotation, cellular component: P-body; nucleus. The transcript has 2 exons. The record is from RefSeq and is a predicted model, not a curated record. NCBI's taxonomy places the organism in Eukaryota, Metazoa, Chordata, Actinopteri, Cypriniformes, Catostomidae.
CGUGCCCUGCACAGCCAUUAUGCAAGAAACCUCGAUCUUUAUUAUGCGAUAUAAGCGCUUAUUUUAAUAGAAUUAGCGAAGACAGAAGGGCAAAUAUUUUAUAGAGGAAGCUUCGUUCACUGUCACUUUUUUUGCUAACCUCAAGACAUUUUCAAGAUAUCCUUUCCCCAUAAUCAGUAUCGGUUUACAUCUGGACGUGUUAAUAUAAACUUUGACUUUUACUGUAUUAUAUUCAUGAAUAAUGCUGGGCGACGCGUUUGCACUUCGUCUUGAAUCACGCGUGGAAAAUAAAUCAGUGAAGAUAAACCGAUCCAAACAAGCGCUGUGGAAGAAGAGAGGACCAAAUGUUUACAACAAACCCAACAAAACAUCAUUACACAUCAUCAAAAGCAGCUCUAAACCUCCAUUAACCAGCCAUGAAGAGUGUAAACCAGCUCAGACUAAACCUAUCACAAAUAAACAGUUAAAGUCCAAAAGAGCAAAUGCUGAACGAGGAAGUCAGUUCAGCAGACCAUAUGUAAACCUAAACAACCGAAGACAGAGGAGCAACACUCCACAUGGCAAAAUACUCAAGACAUGCACAGAGAAGAGCAUGCUAACCCCGGUCGAGGGCAUCAGGAACGUUUUAUCUCCUGAGCCCUCCUCAGUUGCACAGAAGACAUAUGCUGGAGCCAAGUUCAGUGAGCCCCCCUCACCCAGCGUCCUUCCCAAACCACCCCAUCACUGGGUGGGUGAGUAUGUUCAUCAGCACAACUGCAGUCAAGAGCAGAUGUCUGUGCAGCUGAAAAACUUGCUGAAGGUCUAAGCAAAACCAUGAGAUGUAAUCUGAUGACAGAUGUGGACUUGAGAAAUUUGUGACUCCUUAGAAAAUGACAUGAAGUGUUAGCAAUUUGCAACUUUGCAAUUGUGUCAGGUAAGCGGCCUUGAGUUACACGAGUACUUUAAAUACUUGUGGAAGUUUUAAAAAAUGAAGACAUGUAAUAUGUGUAUUUUUUGUUAUUUUAUUUGAGCAUGUUUUGGCACUGAAGCUCAUUAAACCCUUAUCAUGAUAUGUUGCAUUUAUGUAAUUAGAUGGGAGAAUCUUACAAAAACAUGUGUAGGUCAUAUUUCAACUCAAAAUCAAAAAAAAGAAAAACAAGAGAUUAUACUUUGUAUUAAGAAAAUAAAGGUGCCUUUUAGGACCAUUAAGCUUAAACCAUAAACAUUUUACAUUUGAGGGUUUUUUUAUGUAAUUUUCAUUAAAAUUAUGAUUUUCAUUUGAUUCUCAUUAUUGUUAUACAGUAUUUUUACUGUAUUAAAACAAUAUUUUAACCAGUGUAAAUUAAGUACUACCAAAUGAAACUUUGUUUUUUUUUAUUACUGUUAUGAGAAUACAGAAAUGUAUAUAACAUUUUAAAAUAGUGUCACAAUGCAAAAAAAAAAUAAAAAAUAAAUAAAUAAAGAAAGAAAGAAACCCGUAGUGGUCCUUAAAAUGGGAUUCAUUUUCUUUAUGCAAAAUAUAAUUUAUUGUUUCUUUCUUCUGAUUUUGUGGUGAAAUUUUACCUGGACAUGUCCUCGGCAGGUUUCAUAAGAUUCACCCUCAUAACAUUUUGCACAGGACUGAAAAACAAAUAAGACAUUUGCGACAGUGUUGUGCUGGUGGAUUCUGUUAAAAUGCUAAGAAUACACUGUUUGUGUUGAACAGUCCUCAUGAAGAACUGGGCAGGUUACAGUGAGAAAUGUGUAAUUUUAACAUUAUAUUAAAGCACUUUGGUCAGUAUAUGCAAUUACUUUUGUUUGUUUUCAAGCAGUAAUAUAUAUAAUUUGUUUCAACAAUUAUCAUUUGUAACAUCUGCAUCAGUUUAAAAAACAAAAAUAACAGGCUGAUUCAAUUGGACAAAUAGUAAUUUUUAACUUUUUAUACUGCACUUUCUGAAAUAAAGGUAAUUGG